AUGGAGUUAGCUGUCAGUCCACAACGAUUUUCGGCGUUCGCUAUUACCACCUGCGACACUGCAGCUGUCGAGUUUACUAUCGAAGCUAUUAGGUUUUGUGCAAGCACGGUUAUUAGUAUCUUGACUCAACGCGAGGGUGAUCUGAUCGACUUAACUGAUCCUGUUGCGGCUCAACCCUUCCUCCCUCUGGUGUGGGCCACCGCAAUCUCCAUGCGUGCUGAAAAGGACGGCUACAUCCGCAAUCCCCACGCUCUCGUCAAUCUAAUUCAGUGUGCUGUGCUGCCCCACCGUCUGCAACCACCAGGUGACAACCUGCCACGACAGUGGCGAGUAAGAAUUGGGGAGGAGGAGGGGGAGGAGGAGGAGAAGGACACUGAUCACACUGAUGACGCUAGUGGUGGUGGCGGUGGGGGUGGUGGUGGUGGUGGUGAAGGGGUGAUCAAUGGCUUUCGUGAGUCGUUGCUGAAGCUCUUCCUCAUGGACAAAGUCUGUGUUCCAUUGGUCUACACACAGGUGAGUAGUGAGUUGGUGUUCGUGUUGAUGCUGGUGCUGUCACUGGUUGGUGUCUUCUCGUUCCCAACUCCGCCACCAUUUGGUGAGUGA
Hydatigera taeniaeformis is the source of this 603-nucleotide messenger RNA. The record is from the annotation of a GenBank genome assembly. NCBI's taxonomy places the organism in Eukaryota, Metazoa, Platyhelminthes, Cestoda, Cyclophyllidea, Taeniidae.